This is a messenger RNA of Thalassophryne amazonica, 3216 nucleotides long. RefSeq names its product inositol polyphosphate-5-phosphatase B (gene inpp5b). Gene Ontology annotation, biological process: phosphatidylinositol dephosphorylation; signal transduction. The record is from RefSeq and is a predicted model, not a curated record. NCBI's taxonomy places the organism in Eukaryota, Metazoa, Chordata, Actinopteri, Batrachoidiformes, Batrachoididae. Gene Ontology annotation, molecular function: phosphatidylinositol-4,5-bisphosphate 5-phosphatase activity; inositol-1,4,5-trisphosphate 5-phosphatase activity. Gene Ontology annotation, cellular component: cytosol; membrane.
GCUGGGCCAGCAGCACAGGAAGAACGACGCAUCUGGAUCUAAAGAGAGUAAUGUCGGUUUCCACGGGGCUCGUGCCGUGCGUCUGUGGGGAUUUUGUGUAACCAGACUGCUCGACACGACUUGGAAGCGUUUUUGCGUGGAGUUGUCAGACCAGUAACCGCCUUCAUGGAUCAGACCGUCGCCAUUCAAGAAACGCUUAAAAAGGAGGAGAACUGCAUCAUUGCUGUCCAAUGUGAUAUCUUUUUUGAAAAUGUUACAGAAAACCGACUGAUAGGAUUGGUGGAGUCCUCCAAAGAACAUGCAAUUUUUAUUUAUACCCAUCGACGGAUGGCCAUUACUGCUGAAGAUGUGUCCCUUGAAGACAUCAUACCCAUCUCCCUUGAUUUUGCUGUUGUGGAAAUUUCUUCACCGGAGGAACUUGCAGUAGUGGGGGCUGAUACCAGAGUGAGAGUAAGUUACCUGGAAGAAGAUAUUGAUCUCAGGCUUCCUUUUGGACACAACUCGCGGUAUUUCCUCAGUGAGGUCAACAAGGCCUGGAGUGAUGUCUGCAAGUCUCCCACACACGUGCCCAAGUUUGAUUGGAUCAGCAAGUACCCUAAAAGCACCAGAGGCCAGGGAGUUGUCAAACAGGCACUUGCUCCCCUGGGCACAACGAUCACUAAACUCAAUCAACACAGGAAUUCAGAGAGAUUAUCAGACAAAAAGCCGUCCACCGAAACGGAAAAACCUGUCGGUGCCACACAGAAAACUAAAGCACAAUCCAAUCCAGAGAGUCAAGGCAUCUCUAGUCGUGAGGAGCGGAAUGACCUUAUCCGCUCUUCCAGUCACACUCCCUCCAACAAAGCUCAGAUUCUGGUCAUGCCACAGUUUGGCCUGCGUGAUAAUCUCAUCAGAUGUGAGCUGAUGAAGAAUGAAGACUCUUACACUUACCUUGAACAUUUCAGCUUUUUCCUCGGCACGUACAAUGUGAAUGGACAAACUCCCAAGGAAAGCCUCCGGUCUUGGUUAAGCUGCACUGUCAACCCUCCUGACAUAUACUGUGUGGGUUUCCAGGAGCUUGACCUCAGCAAAGAAGCCUUCUUCUUCAAUGAUACCCCCAAAGAGCAAGAGUGGAUGAAGGCUGUGUCUGAGGGCUUGCAUUCAGAAGCCAAGUAUGCCUUAGUGAAGUUGGUGCGUCUGGUGGGGAUCAUGCUCAUCUUUUAUAUAAAGAAGGAGUAUGCGGAGUUUAUUUCUGAAGUGGAGGCUGAGAGUGUGGGCACUGGCAUCAUGGGGAGGAUGGGAAACAAGGGCGCUGUGGCAGUACGUUUUCGUUUCCACCACUCGGACAUCUGUGUGGUCAAUUCUCACCUCGCUGCUCACAGUGAGGAAUAUGAGAGGCGUAAUCAAGACUUUAAGGAUAUUUGCAGCCGUCUACAGUUUCCCCAGCUAAACCCUGCCCUGCCUUCUCUCACUGUGAUGAAGCACGAUGUGGUUCUGUGGAUUGGGGACCUCAAUUACAGGAUCAGUGAGCUGGAUGUUGAUAAUGUGAAGGAACUAAUUAAUAAGAAGAAUUUUAAAAAAUUGCACAAUUAUGACCAGCUUCAGCGGCAGAUCAGUGAGAAGGCCGUGUUUGUUGGUUUUGCAGAAGGAGAGAUUAAUUUUCAACCCACCUAUAAAUAUGACACUGGUUCUGACAACUGGGAUACAAGUGAAAAAUGUCGAGUGCCAGCAUGGUGCGACCGCAUCCUGUGGAGAGGGAAGAAUGUCCGGCAGCAACACUAUCAGAGUCACAUGGCCCUGAAGACCAGUGACCACAAGCCUGUCAGUUCUCUGCUUACCAUAGGGAUCAAGUGUGUAAAUGAAGAGGCCUAUAAGAAGAGUUUUGAAGAAAUCGUUCGUAACAUAGAUAAGAUGGAGAAUGAGUGCAUUCCAUCAGUUACCUUGUCCAAGCAAGAGUUCCACUUUAAGGAUGUGAAGUUUAUGCAGCAUCAGGCGGAGACAUUACACCUCAUCAAUGAUGGGCAGGUCCCAUGUCAGUUUGAGUUUAUUCAGAAGCCAAAUGAGGCUACUUAUUGUAGGCCCUGGCUCACAGCCAGUCCUUCCAAAGGCUUCGUCACUCAAGGGGCUUCUGUGGACAUUGAGUUUGAGGUUUUUGUGAACCGCUCAAUGGCACCUGAACUUAACUCUGGGAAACAAAAGAUUGAAGACAUCUUGGUGCUUCACCUGGAGCGUGGCAAAGACUACUUCAUCUCUGUGACUGGAAACUACCUGCCCAGCUGCUACGGUACAUCCAUUCAUACGUUGUGCCAGCUGCGGGAGCCCAUCCAGGAUAUGCCACAAGAGACCAUCUAUGAGCUGCAAAAGGCUGAGAUGUCAGGAGAUGAUGGUGGAGCAGCAGUCUGUGAAAAGCCUCUCGAUAUUCCUAAAGAACUUUGGAUGAUGGUGGAUCACUUAUUCCGUAACGGCAUGCAACAGGAAGAUAUAUUUCAACAACCUGGCCUUCGGAGUGAAUUUGCAGAAAUUCGGGAUUGUCUUGAUACAGGCAUGCUAGAUUCUCUCCCGGGCAGUAACCAUUCGGUGGCAGAAGCAUUGCUUCUCUUCCUUGAUGCCCUUCCAGAGCCUGUGAUUCCAUAUUCCUUUUACCAGCACUGCCUCGAAUGCUGCUCUAUUGCCAGUCAGUGUGAGAAGGUUAUCUCAAUGCUACCUCAGUGCCAUCAAAACGUAUUCAACUAUUUAACUGCCUUUCUCCGUGAGAUGUUGAAAACUUCUGCUAGCAAUCGCUUGGAUGUCAACAUUUUGGUCUCCAUUUUUGCUGCCUUGCUGAUGAGGUCACCUACGAAGCAGGAUGUUGCAGAAAAAAGGAAACUCAGGGAGUUCUUUCAACAUUUCCUCAACCAAGAUGUCUAGAUGGAACGCUAUUCACUUAUGCUGAUUAAGGAACACUAAAAUUACGCAGUCCAGUAUUUACAUUUUAAUGAUUUCUGAUAUUGCUUGAUUUUUUUUUUUUAUUUUUUUUGGUAUAAAUAGUAUUAUUGUAAAAGCAUAAUAAGUUAUAAUAUAUUCUGUUCUUUCACUGUUUGCAAGCUGUUAAUGCACAGCAUUCAUUGUACAUCACAGAGUAUCAUAUGGAGAGUUAACCAUUUUUAAUUUGUUUUUUUUAAAAGAAAGUUUGUAUUAUAAUGUUAUCACAUCUCAAGAACCGAUUGUUUUAUAUUAUAUAAAAGAUGUGGAAACAAG